CACAUUAUAAUAUAAAACAAAACAAUGGCAAACUUUGAGAUAAUAUUCUGCAAGCUUUGCCUCAACGCCAUAAGCGAUGGGGAUUUUAAAGUAAUAGAAGAAACUGUUAGGGAAGUUCUAGAUGUUCUUCUGUUGAAAUUGAAUCUGGAGGAAACAAACAAGCCUGUGAUGUGCAACACUUGCUCCAUGAAAUUAUUUGCGGCUUUUGAUUUCAAGGUAACCUGUAUGGACACCGAGGACUGUAUUUUUCCAUAUGUUAAUUAUAAUAUUGUGGAACCAGUUGACUUAAGGGAAAUUUAUCUGAAGGAAAGAGAUAAAGAACAUUUGAGAUCCCUCCUGGAAGAUGAGAAAAUUUGCCGACUGUGUAUGCAGAUAAUUACCUGUGGAUUUAUAUCAGUAGAAAAUGUGAAAUAUGACUUAAUUCGUAAAUAUAUACCAGAAGUGAGGUUUAGUACCAUCAAAGAACCGGUAAUUUGUUCAGUCUGUCUUGAUUUGCUGACCACUCACAGCAAAUUUUUAAAGGACUGUUUAAUUAAAAAUAAUCAUGUCGACGACGCUACAAACAGUGCUGUCUGUAUUAAAACUGAAGAGACUGAAAUAAAAUCCGAAGAAAACAAUGAUUGUGAUUCGAGCAAACACCAAACUGAGCAAAAGGGCAAAUUAAAACGUCGACAGCCAAAACACAAAGAUCCUUCGAAGAUACGAAUGUUCGAAUGUAACGCAUGUGACUUCAAAAGUAAGUUUAAGGCUUCCGUCAAGACCCACCAGCUAGUGCACAAAGACGUUUCAGAAACUCAAAUGUACACCUGCGACUUAUGCGAUUACAAAUCCAAACUCAAGGGUAACUUAAAAUCUCAUGAGUUGAGGCACAAAAAACGGUACGAAACCGAAAUGUACAAAUGCAACUCGUGCGACUACGAAACUAAGCUAAAGACCAACCUCACGAGCCACCAACUGAUACACAAAGACAUCUCUAAAGUACAAAUGUACAACUGCGACGUAUGCGACUUCCAAAGCAAGCAUAAGACCUCCCUUACCAGACAUAUGUUGGGGCACAGAGACGCAUCAACGGUGCAGAUGUACGAGUGCGACAUUUGCGUUUACAAAACCAGGCACAAGAGGUACCUCUCGAAACACCGGUUGCUGCACAAAGACAUUUCCGAAGCACAGAUAUACCAGUGUGACGCCUGCGACUUCAGGACCAGGCACAAAGGCAGUCUCAAAACCCACCAGUCGAUUCACAGAAGUCCCUUGGAAGCGCAAAAGUCCAAGGCUCUGAGGUACAAAUGUGACGAGUGUGAUUUUCGAACCAAGAUGAAAGGCAUCCUCGUCAACCAUCAGUUUUACAAACACAGAGACUUCUCAGAGGUCCCCACUUACGACUGCGCCACGUGCGGCUUCAGAACGAAGCACAAGUCUAGCCUUAUGACGCAUCACUUGAAGCACAAAAGUCUUUCCGAAGUGGAGGUACACGAGUGCCCUACGUGCGACUUCAAAACUAAGUACGUGAGAAGCCUUAGGGCCCAUCAGUUGACACAUAAAGAUAUUUCCUCUGUGUGCACGUUCACGUGUGACACGUGCGGUUUCGAAACGAAGACGAAGGGCACUCUUAAAAAACACGAGCUUAAGCACAAAGACGUUUCCGAGGUGCAAAUGUACGGUUGUAAUUCGUGUCGUUUCAGAAGCAAGUAUAAGGAGUGCCUACGAAGCCACUUAAAGCGUUACCACCGUCGUCAUAAGAAAUAAUUGCCUAGUUUCCAAUUAGGUCUUCCAUUUUACAUUUUACCCCAUUUCGUGGAAAUAAACCUUACCAAAAGUUGUUGGGUUUGUUGUGAGGCAGUCGCCUUGACCUUGACCAAUAUUUUCAAGAUCAUUUGAAGAUUAAUCGUCAGAGGCAAGGGGACUCACGUUAAUAAAGCACCCCAAAGAGAAUAGAGUCUACUAUCUCCUCAUCAUUAUUCCUCGGUAAUGCGAAAAGUAGGAUUUAAAAAAUAUAGUUGACCCUAAACAGAUCUUGAAGUUUCUUUAUUAUUCUUUACUAUUUCGAGAUGCAGAAUUGACUUUGGCAUGAUCUUCAAAGGUCAUUUUCACCACGAACCAAACUAUGUAUUCUGACAAAAUUUUCCUUUAUUUUCAUUUCUGAAGUAAAAACAAGAAAUUAUUUGACAUUCAAAAUGACCUUGAAAAGAGGCAAGGUCAAAUAGAAAGUCAAUUCACAACCUCUGAAGCUAAUGAUUCUGAAGUGAAAAAUAGACGUUUCUUCUACAAAAAUAAUAAGUUGCCCUUGCUGUAAUAACAAUGACCUUGAAAAUAUGGGUCAAGGUCAUGACAAGGUGACCCCCCAACAAACUUUUGCUGAAGUUAAUUUUCACGAAAUGACCCUCCCCUAAAUAAUCGACUGGAGAAAUUAAAAUGACUCGCCCUGUUUAUCUACUGAAAAGGUUUUAUAAAAUUAUUUUGAUGAAAUGUGUAUAGACCAUAUAUUUAAUAAUAAAUACUUAUAAAGUU
Anoplophora glabripennis (Asian longhorned beetle) is the source of this 2508-nucleotide messenger RNA. Its product is annotated as zinc finger protein 761-like. Gene Ontology annotation, biological process: regulation of transcription by RNA polymerase II. The coding region runs from base 25 to 1746 and encodes 573 amino acids. Gene Ontology annotation, molecular function: DNA-binding transcription factor activity, RNA polymerase II-specific; zinc ion binding; RNA polymerase II transcription regulatory region sequence-specific DNA binding. The transcript has 4 exons. Lineage: Eukaryota; Metazoa; Arthropoda; Insecta; Coleoptera; Cerambycidae. The record is from RefSeq and is a predicted model, not a curated record. Gene Ontology annotation, cellular component: nucleus.